Molecule: messenger RNA, 1126 nt
Organism: Anopheles aquasalis
Lineage: Eukaryota; Metazoa; Arthropoda; Insecta; Diptera; Culicidae
Gene: mms4
Product: Methyl methanesulfonate sensitivity 4
Biological process (GO): replication fork processing; double-strand break repair; resolution of meiotic recombination intermediates
Cellular component (GO): nucleus; Holliday junction resolvase complex
Molecular function (GO): DNA binding; crossover junction DNA endonuclease activity
Source: RefSeq, a predicted model, not a curated record
GAACAUUGAACCGCGAGAGAAGUGUGAAUCUGCGUGAAUCCGCGUGCCCUGCGAAUGCUAAUCCUUCGCCCCAAAACCGACAAUAUCCUUUGUACGAGCUGAUGCGAUGUCCACACAAUCGAAUCCGGAUCGAUUGAAACGGUUAGCGUACAUCGAGGACCAGCGAAACCAGAAACCGGGACACUGCAAUCGUUUCCUGCACGUCGUCAUUGAUCCAGAAUUCCUUCGAGAACCGCACGGUGCCCAGGUGCUACCGAAGCUCACGGAGCUGGGUUGCAAGUAUGAGCUGCAGCAACAAUCGAGCCCAUCGACCGUUACCUUCUAUCGCACCGUUCCAUCCAAAGUGACCACCACUGGGACCGUAUCGGACACGCGUGUAGACGAACCGUACGCUGUACUGCUGCUCGAUGGCGCAAGCUUCGUAUCCUACGUACGCAACCAUCAGCUUCUGGCCAUCGUUCGAUCGGUCAAGCAAGGGCUCCGGGAGGUCGGAAAUGAUGGUGACAAACAACUCGACAGACGGUUAAGUUUGCUGGUCUUUGGAUUGGUAAGCUACUGCCGGCAACACCGUGGAUGCGUUGGUCGCCGUCAGACUGAGCAAGCGCUCACCGAACUGCAGCUAUACGAGGACAUAUCCCAUCAGCUGCUGGAAACGGAUGAACAGGUGGGCACUUUCCUUGCUCAGUUGGCGCGUAGUAUCGCUGAACGACCAUACAAACAGCAACAGGAAGAACGGUACGGUGGUGCCGACCAGGGACAGUACUUUGGCAACGAGAAGAAAGGAUGCGUGCGAGUUGAAGGAACGGCCGGUUUGCAGCAGCUGUUCCAAGCGCAGCUUAUCAAAAUACCAUCGGUAACGCUAGAGAUUGCCGAAGCCAUCCUCAGUGUCUAUCCGACACUCCACGCACUGAUGGAAGCAUUUCGUGUGGCCGGGGAACAGCAUGCACCGAACCUACUCGCUUCGAUCGCGAUUCGCCGAGCAGGUGGUCCGAUUGCCACAUCCGCACGAAGGAUAGGACCGGAGUUGAGCCGCAAAAUCUAUCUACUGUACACUUCCACGAAUCCAAAACAAGAACUAUGAAUAGAGAUAUAAUGUGAAUUAUGUAAAGUAAAUUUUAUUCAUCUU